Aspergillus bombycis is the source of this 1146-nucleotide messenger RNA. Its product is annotated as actin-related protein ArpA. Lineage: Eukaryota; Fungi; Ascomycota; Eurotiomycetes; Eurotiales; Aspergillaceae. The coding region runs from base 1 to 1146 and encodes 381 amino acids. The transcript is spliced from 3 exons. The record is from RefSeq and is a predicted model, not a curated record.
AUGGCCGAGGCCACCCUCCAUAACGCCCCCAUUGUCAUCGACAAUGGCAGCGGCACAAUUCGCGCCGGUUUUGCAGGAGAGGAAGUCCCCUCAUGUUUCUUCCCGUCGUUCGUCGGUCGGCCAAAACACCCGCGGGUGAUGGCCGGCGGUCUAGAAGGAGAUGUCUUCAUCGGAUCGCGAGCACAGGAGCUGCGCGGCCUGUUGAAGAUUCGGUACCCGCUAGAACACGGCAUCGUAACGGACUGGGACGACAUGGAGAAAAUCUGGCAUUACGUCUACGAGAACGAGUUGAAAACGCUGCCUGAAGAGCACCCGGUCCUCCUGACUGAGCCACCGCUCAAUCCCCGCAAGAACCGCGACACGGCGGCCCAGAUUAUGUUCGAGACGUUCAAUGUCCCGGCUCUUUAUACGUCUAUUCAGGCCGUGCUAUCACUGUAUGCGUCCGGCCGCACGACUGGCGUGGUCUUGGAUUCAGGGGAUGGUGUCUCCCAUGCGGUGCCGGUGUAUGAGGGUUUUGCGAUCCCGAACAGUAUACGGCGGAUUGAUGUCGCGGGGCGGGAUGUUACAGAACAGUUGCAGUUGUUGCUCCGGAAGAAUGGACAUGUGCUGUAUACCAGUGCCGAGAAGGAGGUGGUGCGGAAAAUCAAGGAGGAGGUGUGCUAUGUUUCGCUGGAUCCGAAGCGUGAAGAGAAGGAGUGGAUGAACAGUUAUCAUAAAUCGGAGACUAAGGCCGUGGACUACAGGUUGCCAGAUGGGCAUAAGAUCAAGAUUGGUCAAGAACGCUACCGUGCUCCUGAGAUCCUUUUCGACCCUGAACUCAUCGGCCUGGAGUACCCUGGUGUUCAUCAGAUCGUCCAGGAUGCGAUUACCCGCACAGACCUGGACCUGCGCAAAGAUCUAUAUCUCAACAUUGUCCUGUCGGGAGGCUCGACGUUAUGCAAGAACUUCCCGGACCGACUGAUGCGCGAGAUCAAGCGAUUGGCUGUGGAAGACAUGAAGAUCCGUAUUUCUGCGCCGGCCGAGCGGAAAUACACGACCUGGAUCGGUGGAGGAAUCCUGGCUGGUUUGAGCACGUUCCGCAAGAUGUGGGUCAGCGCCGAUGAAUGGCACGAAGAUCCGGAGAUCAUCCACCGGAAAUUCGCCUAA